This is a messenger RNA of Rana temporaria (common frog), 2320 nucleotides long. RefSeq names its product acid sensing ion channel subunit family member 4 (gene ASIC4). The record is from RefSeq and is a predicted model, not a curated record. Gene Ontology annotation, molecular function: ligand-gated sodium channel activity. NCBI's taxonomy places the organism in Eukaryota, Metazoa, Chordata, Amphibia, Anura, Ranidae. The coding region runs from base 328 to 1782 and encodes 484 amino acids. Gene Ontology annotation, biological process: sodium ion transmembrane transport. Gene Ontology annotation, cellular component: membrane. The transcript is spliced from 10 exons.
UAGUUUAUUUUAUCUGUCGAUAUGUUUGCACUUUCCACUAAGCCAUUACCCAGCUGCACAAAGUGCUUGGAGUCUGCCCAGUUCUGCUCCCUCCUGGGACAGAUCUAGAUAGUGACGUGUUCAUGGGGAGAUGUUAAUUUCCGGUAAUCACCACUCAGAUGGACAAGAUUUCAGCUAAUAACUGCAGAGAUAGCCGUGUUCUCCAUCUAUUAGUAUCUGCGUUACAUCCAAUCUUCUCUCAUUUAUAGUCACUCUUCUGAACUUGAAGCCCACCUCAUCUAUUCUCUCCUUGUGUGGCCUUCAUUGAACUUCCGCAGGACCUUCAUCAUGGAGAAGGGCACCUUUGCUGAAGCCACAGAUAAAUUCCUGAGAACCACCAAUAUCCACGGGCUGAGCCACUUGAGGUCCUUGUACUCCUUGUUCCACCGUCUUCUCUGGACGGUAGCCUUCAUUGCCUCCUUUUGUCUUUUCUUCAUGUGGUCAUUAGAGCACUUCUACUACCUGUUGUCCUAUCCGACGCACACCAAUGUCAAGAUGAUAUGGGCCAGACAGCUCAACUUUCCAUCCGUGACCCUUUGUAGAGUCCAGCAGCUGAAUGCGAGCACCGAAUAUCCCCGUAACGUUUCUUCGUUUGGAAGUCGCCCUCAAACCGAGCGUUUUGCUGACCUACCUGGUGCCAAGCUAGAUGGCAUGCUUAUCCAUUGCAUGUACUGUGGGAAAAAUUGUACAGAAGAAGACUUUACCCCUGUGUAUACCAGAUACGGGAAAUGCUACACCUUCAACGCUAACAAAAACAACCCCAAAGUGACACGACAGGGCGGUAUGGGAAAUGGACUGGAGAUAAUGCUUGACAUUCAGCAGGAGGAAUACCUGCCUAUCUGGAGAGAGACCAAUGAAACGUCAUUUGAGGCCGGCAUCAGAGUGCAGAUCCACAGCCAGGAUGAGCCGCCAUACAUCCACCAGCUGGGGUUCGGAGUUUCCCCCGGAUUCCAGACCUUCGUCUCAUGCCAGGAGCAGAGGCUGACCUACCUGCCCCAGCCCUGGGGAAACUGCAGAGCCCCGGUCCCAGGAGAGGUGUUCCUGCCCGGGUACAGCACAUACAGCAUCUCUGCCUGUCGGCUGCAGUGUGAGAAGGAAUCGGUGGUGAGGAAGUGCGACUGCCGGAUGGUGCAUAUGCCAGGAAAUGAAACAAUCUGUUCUCCCAAGGAGUACACUGCCUGUGCUGACAACACACUAGACGACUCUGUGGAAGAUACCAGCGACAGAUGUCUUUGCCCCACACCUUGUAACCUGACCCGUUAUAACAAAGAGAUCUCCAUGGUUCGAAUCCCCAACAAAGGAUCCGCCCGCUACCUGGCCAAAAAAUACAACAGGAACGAGACGUAUAUCCGAGACAACUUCCUAGUGCUGGAUAUCUUCUUUGAAGCUCUGAACUACGGAACGAUAGAGCAGAAGAAAGCGUAUGACCUGGCCAGUCUGCUCGGAGACAUCGGGGGUCAGAUGGGACUGUUUAUCGGGGCGAGUAUCCUCACCGUUCUGGAGAUAUUAGAUUACCUGUAUGAGGUGAUGCGAGACAAAGUGAACCGACUAGUAAAACGCAAACCAUCCCCCGUAAGAAAACCCACAGAGAACAUUUCAACACUUGUUAUGGAUGAUCUGAAUGACCAGAGCUCAAGUGAGGUCCGUGGACGACAUCCAGAAGGAGCCUAUGCCACUACAAUGCUUCCAAACCAUCAUCGACAUUACACACAUCAUGGGGUAUUUGAAGACUUUGCUUGCUAGAGGCAAAAUUGUGUGGUUAUACCUUACAUAACCAAAUUGUUUCCUUGAUGGAGAAAAACACUAUUUAUGAAUCGUAGCCUGCCUCUCAGUGACUUCUUAGGCCGCCAACAUUUGGAUGGACUACAUUUUUUAUAAGGACACACCUACAAGAAGACCUUAGAAGGUGCAGAUGUACGAGAACCUUAGUUUUCCUUCUCUUUCUAAAGUCAAAUGGGAGUCCACAAUGCGAUUGCGAUAUAAGGGCAGUCACUCAUCUGUUGCUAUGUAGGCUUCAUAUAUGCCCAUUAUUUUAUCUUUUUUUUUUUUCAAGUAUAACAUCUGCUAUAGAGGAGCAGCUAAAUUAUCAAGGAGAACAUCAAAAUAAAAUACAAACAGAAAUGGGAUGAGGUUAUUGGUGGAGGACAAUUCAAUGGCAGAUUGAUUGUAGGAGAUCUUGGAAGAUUGGUCUAAGAGUAUUGAUAUGGUUAAUAGGUACACUUAUCAAUCAGCACAGUCAACAAUAUCAUCUGAUGUUUAUAAAAAAUACUUUUGUUUUAAA